Stegastes partitus (bicolor damselfish) is the source of this 6559-nucleotide messenger RNA. It is a transcript of the gene tncb, whose product is annotated as tenascin Cb. The coding region runs from base 219 to 5300 and encodes 1693 amino acids. The transcript has 23 exons. Lineage: Eukaryota; Metazoa; Chordata; Actinopteri; Pomacentridae. Gene Ontology annotation, biological process: neuron projection development; regulation of cell adhesion. The record is from RefSeq and is a predicted model, not a curated record. Gene Ontology annotation, molecular function: protein binding.
UGACAGAGCUGUCAGCACUCUGAGAGAUACAGACUGGUGAGAACAUUUGUCAGGGCUGGCUGAUAAGUCUCUCUCAACACGGCUUCUGCUUAGAUUUUCUCAUCAGUGGAGCGGCUGUGAGCAUUGUGUGUGAGUACUGAAGACAAGAGCGGCUAUUUAACACCUGACUCUUCCACGCUCAGCUGCUGCCUCAGACGCUGCAGUGCCAGGGCGUCAUCAUGGGAAUGAAAGGCAUCUUUUUGGGCUGCUUCACUGUGGCCCUGCUCCUCCAGCUCUCCACCGCUGGCCUGGUCAAGAAGGUUAUUCGCCACCGCAGAGAGGCCCUGAUGCCCAAGAAAACCCAGGAGAACCUCACCCUGCCCCACCCCGACCAGCCAGUGGUGUUUAACCACGUCUACAACAUCAAUGUCCCCUCCACGUCCCUCUGCUCCGUGGACCUCGACUCACCUGGAGGCACCGAGCUCAAACACAAGAGCGCCCCAAUGGACAUGCAGAACACCGAGCACAUGGAGCACACUGUGGAUGGUGACAAUCAGAUCGUUUUCACCCACCGCAUCAAUAUCCCCAAGCAGGCGUGCGGCUGCGACAGCCAGCUACCAGACAUCAAAGACAUCCUGAACAGGCUGGAGAUGCUGGAGUCAGAGCUGUCUAGUCUAAGGGAGCAGUGUGGCGGCGGAGCAAGCUGCUGUGGAGCUCAAGUUGCCGGUGAAGUAUCCACAAAGCCCUACUGUAAUGGACGUGGGAACUGGAGCACUGAGACCUGCAGCUGUGUAUGUGAAUCUGGAUGGAGAGGCCCCAACUGUACCGAGCCUGAGUGUCCAAACGACUGCCAGGACCAGGGCCGCUGUGUGGAUGGAAAAUGUGAAUGCUUUGAGGGCUUCGGUGGGGACGACUGCGGUAUUGAGAUCUGCCUGCUAGACUGUGGUGACUAUGGCAACUGUGUCGAAGGGUCCUGCCUCUGCGAAGAGGGCUUCAUAGGCGAGGACUGCUCCCAGACCAACUGCCUCAACAACUGCUUGGGCCGUGGGCGCUGUGAGGAGGAUGAGUGUGUUUGUGACCAUCCCUGGACGGGCUUCGACUGCUCUGAACUCAUCUGUCCUAACGACUGCUACGACCGAGGACGCUGCAUCAACGGUACCUGCUACUGCGAAGACGGCUUCACUGGGGAGGACUGUGGCGAGCUCAGUUGUCCCGGCAACUGCAAUAACCGUGGCAUGUGUAUGAAUGGCCAGUGUGUGUGUCAGACUGGCUACAGUGGAGAGGACUGCUCAAAACUCACCUGUCCCAAAAACUGCAAUGAGAGAGGCCACUGCUUUAACGGUAAAUGCAUCUGUGAUCCAGGAUUUGAAGGUGAAGAUUGCUCCAUCCUCUCGUGUCCUGACAACUGCAGCAACAGGGGCCAGUGUGUCAACGGAGAGUGUGUAUGUGACGUAGGAUACCAGGGUGAAGACUGCAGUGAGCUCUCCUGCCCUAACAAUUGCCAAGACCGUGGACGCUGUGUUAACGGGCAGUGCAUAUGUGACAAAGGUUUCGCAGGGGAGGACUGCAGCAUUAAGACCUGUCCCAAAGACUGCAUGGGACGUGGAGAGUGUGUGGAUGGCAAGUGCGUGUGUUUUGCUGGGUUUACAGGGAAAGACUGCGGCGAGCUGACCUGCCCCAAUGACUGCCUGGACCGCGGCCACUGUGUCAACGGACAGUGCGUCUGUCAUAAGGGUUUCACCGGUGAAGACUGCAGCGAAAAGACAUGUCCAAAGAACUGUCUAGACAGAGGUUACUGCGUUGAUGGCAACUGCGUGUGUUAUGAGGGUUUCACUGGUUCGGACUGCUCCAUACUGACCUGCCCAGGAGACUGCCAGAACCAGGGCCGCUGUGAGAACGGAAUGUGUGUCUGUGACGAAGGCUUCAUUGGAGAGGACUGCUCCGAAGUCUCACCACCCAAGGACCUAACAGUGGUGGAGGUCACUCCAGAGACCGUGGACCUGUCCUGGGAAAACGAAAUGCGUGUGACCGAGUACCUGAUCACCUAUGUGCCCACGGCCCCAGGAGGUCUGGAGCUGGACAUGCGUGUUCCUGGUGACCAGAAAAUAGCCACUGUUAGGGAGCUUGAGCCCGGCGUGGAGUAUCUGAUCAGUGUGUAUGCUGUGCUCAGCAACAAGAAAAGUGUUCCAGUCAGCGCUAGGGUGGCGACACAUCUUCCUGAGCCUGAAGGACUCAAGUUCAAGUCAGUGCGGGAGACAUCAGUUGAGGUGCAGUGGGACCCGUUAGACAUUCCCUUCGAUGGUUGGAACCUCAUCUUCAGAAACACGAAAGAGGAGGAUGGUGAGAUCCUUAACUCCCUUGGCCGACCAGAGACCACCUUUGAGCAGUCUGGGUUGGGUCCAGGCCAGGAGUAUGAGGUCAAACUGGAGGUGGUGAAGAACAACAAGCGUGGACCGCCUGCCUCCAAGAAUGUAGUUACAAUGAUCGAUGCCCCCAGCCAGGUGGACGUGCGUGACGUGACCGACACUACGGCGCUGGUGACUUGGUUCCAGCCCGUGGCCGACGUGGAUGGGGUCAGCGUCUCCUACGGGCCCAGCUCUAACCCCGCUGAUCGCAGUGUGGUGGAGCUGUCCUCCACUGACACCCAGUACCACCUGGGAGGCCUCGUCCCCGACACACAAUAUGAGGUGUCCCUGACAGCUCGGAGAGGGGACCAUGCCAGCAUUCCUAUCUAUGAAUCUUUCCUUACAGACUUGGACGCCCCCAGAGAUCUACAGACCGUGGAGCUGACAGACGAGAGCAUCACUCUGGAGUGGAAGAACAGCCAAGCACACGUGGACAACUACCGCAUCAAGUAUGGACCUCUGUCUGGAGGCGAGCACGGAGAGCUGCUGUUCCCUCCAGGACCCAAGGAGUCCACCCAGGCCAAGAUCACUGGCCUGAGACCUGGCACAGAGUAUGGGAUGGGUGUGACGGCGGUGAAAGAUGAGCGGGAGAGUCUGCCCACGACCACCAAUGCUGUAACUGCCCUGGAUGCUCCCAAAGACCUGACUGUAGCGGAGGUGACUGAGACCACCAUGAUACUGGAAUGGAAGCGCCCCCUGGCCAAACUGGACUCCUACAAACUGGUCUACAUUUCCGCCGACGGCCACAGGGCUGAAGACGUUGUUCCAGGCAGCUCUGAGUCUCACACCCUGAGGGCUCUGACACCCGGCAUGCUGUACACCAUCAGCAUCACUGCAGAGAGGGGCCGCAGGACCAGCGUACCCGCCACCAUCUCAGCACCCACAGAGGAAGAGAAGCCCGUGGUGACCAACGUCACUGUCAGCGAUGUAUCAUGGGACAGCUUCCUCCUGUCCUGGUCUGCUGAGGACGGGGCAUUCGAGGCCUUUCUGAUCGAGGUUACCGAUGCAGAGACGGGUGCUGAGUGGCAAAACCACACGGUGCCCGCCGAUGCUCGCAGUCUCGUCAUCACUGGCCUGUCCCCCACCACCUGGUACAGAGCCAAUUUGUACGGGGUGUACAGGGGGGUCCUCUUAGACCCUGUCUUUGCAGACACCAUUACAGAGACCGAACCGGAGGUACAAGCUCUCCUGGUCUCCGAUGUCACCCCCGACAGCUGUAGGCUGGCCUGGACGGCUGAAGAGGACGCCUUUGACACCUUUGUCAUAAUGAUCAGCCAGACUGAGAACCCAGACCAACCCAGGGAGCUGGUGCUGGGUGGUGAAGAGAGAAGCGCAGCAAUAACAGAUCUCAAUGAAGACACCGAUUACAAAAUUGAGAUCUUUGGGCUGAUUUUGGGAAGACGCUCCAAGUCUGUAAUCGAGGGGGUGAGAACAGACCUGGGCUCACCCAAAGGCAUCCGUUUCUCUGAUGUCACCGAUACGUCCGCCACAGUCCACUGGGUCACUCCAAGAGCUCGAGUGGACAGCUACCAGGUCACUUACGUGCCUGCCCAUGGAGGUAAUGCUAAGACACUAACAGUGGACGGCUCUGAGUCUCAGACUGUGCUGCCCAACCUGACGCCCGGAGUCACUUAUGAGGUCACUGUUGUCGCUGUUAAGGGCCAGAGAGAGAGCGAACCUGGAUCUGACAGCGUCACCACAGCUCUGGACAAGCCUCGUGGUCUUACUGCAGUCAACAUCACAGACACUGAAGCUUUGCUGCUCUGGCAGCCUGCUAUUGCUACUGUAGACGGCUACGUCAUCACCUACACUGCAGAUUCAGUGGCUCCAGUGAUGGAGCGAGUGUCAGGAAACGUGGUGGAGUUUGAGAUGAGCUCUUUGACACCAGCGACACACUACACUGUGAAGGUCUAUGCUGUGAGGGAUUUGGCCAAAAGCGCAGCCACUACAACUGAGUUUACCACCGAUGUGGAUGCUCCUCAGGACCUGGCAGCCAGUAACAUCCAGACAGAGAACGCCAUGCUGACCUGGAAGCCUCCUCGCGCUGACAUCACCGGCUACAUCCUCAGCUUUGAGCCUGUAAAAGGCACCCCACGGGAGGUGAUCCUGAGUCCCACUGCAGUGUCGUACAACAUGGCUCAGCUCAGAGCCUCCACAGAGUAUUCGAUCAAGCUGCAGGCCCUCGCUGGUCCUAAGAGAAGCAGAGUCAUCACCACUGUCUUCACCACCACCGGCGUGCUGUACAGACACCCCAGGGACUGCUCCCAGGCUCUGCUGAAUGGCGACACCUCAUCAGGCCUGUACACCGUCUACCUGGGUGGAGAUGAGAGCCAGCCACUGCAGGUCUACUGCGACAUGAGCACUGAUGGAGGCGGAUGGAUUGUUUUCCUCCGACGUCAGAGUGGCAGACUGGAAUUUUUCCGCAACUGGAAGAAUUACACAGCCGGCUUUGGUGACAUGAAUGAUGAAUUCUGGCUCGGUCUGUCCAACCUGCAUAAGAUCACAGCCGGAGGUCAGUACGAGCUGCGAGUCGACCUCAGAGAUAAGGGAGAGACUGCCUACGCUCAGUACGACAAGUUCUCCGUCUCUGAACCUCGGACCCGCUACAAAGUCCAUGUAGGAGGAUACAGCGGCACAGCAGGUGACUCUAUGACCUACCACCAUGGUCGUCCAUUCUCCACUUAUGACCAUGACAACGACAUCGCCGUCACCAACUGUGCUCUGUCCUAUAAGGGAGCCUUCUGGUAUAAAAACUGCCACCGGGUCAACCUGAUGGGACGAUAUGGAGAUAACAGUCACAGCAAGGGCGUGAACUGGUUCCACUGGAAGGGCCACGAGCACUCGAUUGAGUUCGCUGAGAUGAAGAUCCGGCCAUCCAACUUCAGAAACCUGGAGGGAAGGAGGAAACGAUCAUAAAUGAUAUGGAAAGUUCCGCCACCAUCAGAAACAACAACAACAACAACAUUACUGCUACUAUUCUGUCUGGACUCCCCAUAAACCACCUCAACUCCCACACCCACCCACCUUGCAGCGACCAAAGCCACUGCCAAGAGCCCUGCUGCCUCCACGCAAAAUCAGCGCGCCUCCCCUCAUCCAAUUUGCUCAAAGAUCAGCCUCGACUCCAUGAACCUCUCCCCUACCCCUUGCUUCCCCUGUGAUACGGUUGUGCAAAUGCUGCCAGUGCGGAAAUCGAUGUGCAUGCUAAAAACUGGACUUAAAUCAAAGCCCACACAGAUUCUGCUCACGCACCAAAGAGAGCAACUCCAUCUCACUUGAUUCUGAUCCCGUCUCUUGUGUUGCAGCAUUUGUGGGGAGGCGUGAGUGCAGCUCAGGCAUUAUGUUGUGUACAGUCAUUAGUACAGUUCCCUAUUUCACAUUUACACUAUGUUUGGGGUUUUACAGAAAAGACAGGCUGUUUAUGGUACAAUGUGGUCUUGUUUAGGAUCAGGGCCUCUUUGCUAAAAGCGAUAUUUCAGCUGGGUUCUCAGAGAAAUUCUAUUGGUUGUACAACACUGUACAAGCACUCAUCUGAUUGAAACAUUUGAAAAGAGAUACUCCUCAGAUGGCACUGCUCAGAUGUCAGAUAUCUCCGUCUAACUUGCCAUUUGUCUGUCUUUGUGCGACUUAACUUGUCUCAGUGUCACUUUAUUUCAAACCCCCUCCCACCCCUACACAUGAGCCAACAUCUGAAAUGAUAGAGAUGGAAAUGAAAAGAGAAAAAUAAAAAAUCUAUGAAAAAGUAUUUUACCCUCCACAUCCCAUGUCCAUUGGCGAUGUUUCCAUUUAUGACGUGAGCCCUUGAAGGCGUCAUGCUGCAGCCACAGUAUUGUGUUUGAAAAAGCUAAAGAACAGAGAAAAGAAAUUUUGUUUUGUUUCUCACAUGAAUCCGAGGCAGGACCUAUUAUUCAGUGUAUAAUGACAUGCGGUGAUUACAUUUUUUGUUCUUACUUUUUGAAAAAUGUGAAUACAGUACAUAUAUGUGCAACAAGAGAAUGUUAUGUGAUGCUCGAAACAUUGAAAAAAGGCCAACUCCAAUUGAAUUCCAGUUGUCAUAGUAAGGUCUCUAUGCUUAUGUUGAUGAAAAUAGUGUUUGGACAGGCCAAAACUAGAGAACUAGUUACUGUUUCUACCUUCCCCUCCCCUCCCCCUCCCCAAGACCCACAAGCCCCGUACCC